CAUUUUGACAUAUGACUGGUGACAUAUUGUGCAACAAGGCAGUAUUUAGUUUAUUUCCCAGAGCAUUAAAAUAUUGAUAAUAUCUCAAAUAAACAUUAAAUUAUUAUUGCAAGUUAUCCAAUAUCGUGAUAUAGAUAAAAUGGAAGUUCUCAACCAAAAGCCUAGAAAAAGGCCUACAAAAAUAGAAGAAAUGACUAAGGAACAAGUUCGUCAAGCUAUCUUAAAGAAGCGAGAGUGUAACUCAAAGGCACAAAAGAUUGUCGAGAGCCUUAUAGAGAAAGGCGUGACCGAAUCUUACUUAGUUCAUUGCCUACCAGACAUAAAUCAAACUCACUUUGACGAUAUUAUUGAAGAGCGAUCAAUCAUUCAACUUUGUGGAUACCCUAUUUGUUUAAAAAGCUUGUCAGUGAAAGAUAUACCCAAACAGAAGUACAGGAUAUCUUUGAAGACUAACAAAGUGUAUGAUAUUACUGCUAGAAAAAACUUCUGCAGUAAUUCCUGUUAUAAUGCUGCUAUGUAUGUUAAGAAGCAGAUGCUGACCAGCCCCUUGUGGUUCAGAGAGUAUGAGAUCAUCCCACAGUUCCACCUGAUGAAGCUGGGCGAAGUAGGAGGUAUGGGUGAGGAGGUGGAUUUGACUAUGAUAAACAGGGUGAAAAUUAAAGUAUCUGAAAACAAAUCAUUCACAUCUAUCAAUGAUUUUGCUGAAGCCAGCCUUAACGAAAUGUCACACAAUGAAGAUGUUGAACGCCAUACAGAAACAAAUAAAAUGAAGGAAUUGGAAAACAUUUCAAACACAGAUAAUAUAAUAAAACCUUACUCAGAAUUGAAAAUUAAUACUAAUAUUACAAACAGUGCUGUAUCUGAUGUUCCUAAAAUCAUUGAAAAAGAGAACAGUAAUACCAAGUCUGUUGAAAAAUCAAUAUCUGUGCCAGAUGCAGGGGCUACAAAGAAAAAUAUAAAGCCUGUACCCAAUCCACUGAACAUAGUUGGUGAUAUUAUAGAAAAACCAGAAAAGAAAAUAGACCCCAUACUAACUGCUGCCAUAUCUAAUACAGAAGAGAAAGAGAAUGAGAAGAAAACUAGUAAAAAGGUUUCACAGAAAAAACAACCCCUAUUAACUGCUUUAACAAUUGAAGUUGAAAAAUGUCUGGCUGAAUGGUUUACACUAGACACAAUUCUCCUGCUCUUUGGUGAAGAAAAAGUUAGAGAAAUGGUUGCAGACAAAGGAGAAUGCAUCAAAGAGUACCUAAAUAACUAUGCAAAAGGAAUAUUCUAUAGUUCUAAUGUGUAUGACCAGUACCAAGCUUUAUGUAAAAAACUUAACAUGUUAGAGUUGGAGGACAGGAAGUUUGAUAACCAGGCAUUGAAGAGAGAAACUAAACCUUUGCCAGACUACACCAUGCUGCAGGAGGAAAGUAAGAAGAUGCAGCUGAAAGUGAAAGCUUUCUUCUCUGGAGAAACAGAUGUAGAGGAAACAGUUAUAGAAGAGCCUAUCAAAACAGAUGAUAUUGAAGAAGAAAACCUAACAAACUUACCACUAGUAGACAAGAAUUCACAGAAUGCAUUACGUAGGAGAAUAGUCUGCCAACAUUUGAACAAGGUUCUGCCAGACAUACUCCGUUCGUUAGGCCUCCUUAGUUUCUCAAUUAGCUCUGAUAUCAGAUUACUAGUGAAUACUUUUAAGUUAAAAGCAAAUAAUAUAAUGUUUAAGCCUAUACAAUGGACCUUGAUAGCUAUAAUAUUCAUCAAACUGUUGUCACUGCGAGAUAAAAGGCUUGAGUAUUUACUUGAGCAGCCCACUGGGUACCAGCACAUGCAGCUGUUGCUGUUGAGUUAUAAGCAAGAUGGCGGCUACCUGGAUAGAUUGAUCAGUUGGCUUACAGAUAUUGACAGACUAUUAGAUACUAAUGACACGCAGCUAACUUUAGAAUAAACAUUUUCCACAGUAAAA
Molecule: messenger RNA, 1951 nt
Organism: Trichoplusia ni (cabbage looper)
Lineage: Eukaryota; Metazoa; Arthropoda; Insecta; Lepidoptera; Noctuidae
Product: putative RNA polymerase II subunit B1 CTD phosphatase RPAP2
Exons: 1
Coding region: 140-1933 (597 amino acids)
Cellular component (GO): cytoplasm; nucleus
Molecular function (GO): RNA polymerase core enzyme binding; RNA polymerase II CTD heptapeptide repeat phosphatase activity
Source: RefSeq, a predicted model, not a curated record